UUAAACUAGUGGGUAUAAGGUAAAGCUUUUAACGAAGUGAAAUAUAAGACAUCAAAAAAUACAAUUCUGUCGAUAUAAUCGUACGUUUUUAAUUCAUUGGCAAAAAAUUUGACGUUUUGAAUACAAUCAUUUGUAUUGGUUUUUAGAACUACUUUGUGAAGGGAAUAACAAAAACUUACCGGGCAAUAACGUGUACGAUUUUGAGCGUUGAAUUCAUCGGUCGACGUCGGCGUUCCCUGUGCAAGAUGCAAGGAAAGAUGACACAGAAGACAUUGCUUGGUCUACUAAUCUGCUUAAGUCUUGUGUAUAUCUGCACUGCUGUGGAGCUUACAUUUGAGCUUCCAGAUAAUGAAAAACAGUGCUUUUAUGAAGACAUCAAAGCUGGAGAAAAAACAACAGUGGAAUUUCAGGUAGUCACUGGUGGCAAUUAUGAUGUGAGCUGUCAGGUGAAGGCACCUGAUGACAGGAUUUUGUACAACAAAGUGAAGGAGCAGUAUGGUGACUACACUUUCACAACAGACAGAGCAGGCACAUACACAGUCUGCUUCAGCAAUGAGUUUUCCAGCUUUUCGCACAAGAUCAUUUACUUGGACUGGCAAGUAGGUGAGGAGAAGCCCCUUCCUGGCAUGGAGGAACAUACCACAGCAUUAACACAGAUGGAAGCGUCCGCCCAGACCGUGCACGAGAACCUGAAUGCUGUCGACGACUACCAGACGCACUACAAGCUGCGCGAGACACAGGGCCGCCGGCGGGCCGAGGAGCUGGGCGAGCGCGUGCUCUACUGGUCGAUCGGCGAGACAGUGGCCAUCCUCGUCAUCACCAUCGGACAGGUGCUCGUGCUCAGGAACUUUUUCGCCGAGAAGAAACCCUCGCAAAUGGGCUAUUCGUCAUUUUAGCGUCCCAUACGCGUGUCGUUUGCUUGUGAUGACGAACGAUCUGCGUGGAGUGGGAUGGACAUGGAUGCGUUUGCGUGGCGUCGUUUGGUUUCGCCCGGUGGCUGGUGUGGUUUGGUUUGGAUGUGUGUGGUAUUGUAGGUCGAUAGUGUUUGGACACCCGGGAUGGCGUUUCGUAGUUUAGUUCAGUGCCAGAACAACAGCCAGCUGCACAGUCUUUCUUUAUGGCGGCCGCACGGCGGGUGGCUGACGGCACUUUGAAGGUUUGGAAUGCGGCGAGGUUUGAAGGACUGGGCUGAACUAUCGUGGUACGGACUGACGCUGCGGGAUGUGACCGCAAUGACCGGGCGUGCUGCGGGGUGUGUUCUUGGGCGUUUCGCAGCAGGCGCUCUGCAUUAUCAUAGUAGAGGCACCACUUCACAAUAUGUUUAAAAGGUCAAAGUUUAUACCUGGUUGUUGUGAGGUGAACUACAGUAAUUUAUUGUUAGUGGUAGUCACUAUAUAAGGAGGCACGGUGGCUUGGCCUGCUAGGAAAUCGAUAAUCGUAGCAACAGUAUUUUGAGUGAGAUGUGUCCAAUUGCAAGCUUGAAAACUGUAGCCUGUUCUCAUACUGGUCUUUGGUCUUGUUCUCCAUUUGGAAAUAAUUAUGAAAGCUGCUUUUCUAACACCAGGCCGUGAAGUGCGCAGACUAUGGAUGGUAAAGAUGCCUUUCCCUUUUGUUUCUGUGCUGCUUUUUUAAAUCAAGCGCAGGUGCGCUCCGUCCAAGCGCAGGUGUGCUCCGUGUGCAGGUGUGUCCUGUAUCUCGUGGAAUAAUGAAGCCUUACCAGCCUCCCCUCUCGCAGUGCUAAGCCUGCUCGGCAUUACAAACUGAUGGGACUAUCUCGUCGCGUGUUAGAUACCACGGGUCUUCGCUUGGUUUGCAAUUUGGCUAUUGCUAUUCAAUGGGUUGUCACAUUAUAUCUGCCAGCUGCGGAGCGAGACGUACUUACCACCCAGCCGCCCUCCAUUAUCACAACUCUGCCCACUGGUCCUGUGAGCGGAAUAAGCUGGUUGGCGACAUCUGCUUACGUUCUUGACCCUACGCAGCGGUCACCAUUGUGGGCAUGAAUAUCGCUGUCUCACAGCCAAUGUACGCGCGCCAUUCAGCUGCAAUCCCAGAGACGCCGUAGAAUGCCUGUGUGAUGGUAUGAUCAGUGCAUACUCCUUUAGUUCAAAUAAGUUGUUAUCGCGUAUGGCUGAGCUUGAUCUGGACGAGGGCAAAUGCAAAGGUAGCUUAAUCGUUGAGUAAAAACACUCUUGAAGAGAACUCGUUGAGUGAAGAACUCGGUAAAUAAAGCAUAUAGGAACUAGGGUGGUACACAA
This is a messenger RNA of Pollicipes pollicipes, 2255 nucleotides long. RefSeq names its product transmembrane emp24 domain-containing protein 7. The transcript is spliced from 4 exons. Lineage: Eukaryota; Metazoa; Arthropoda; Thecostraca; Pollicipedomorpha; Pollicipedidae. Bases 246 to 896 code for a protein of 216 amino acids. The record is from RefSeq and is a predicted model, not a curated record.